AUGAGUUUGUGUGUUCUAUACGAUUCUGGAGCAACACAUUCCUUUGUGUCAGAAUCUAGAGUUCAAGAGUUGAGUUUGCCAGUUAAGGAGCAACAGUAUGAUCUGACUAUAUCCACUUCAGCGUCGGGUUUAGUCAAGACAUCUACAUUAUGUGCUAGAUGCUCCAUUGUGAUUGAGGGACGUCGAUUCAAGGUAAAUCUGGUGUGUUUACCCUUGAAAGACUUGGAUGUAAUCUUAGGAAUGGAUUGGUUAUCUGCCAACCACAUUCUUAUAGACUGCAAUGAGAGAAAGUUUUUGUUUCCUAAUCCAGAGGAUGAAAAGUUGUUGUCUCAACUAUCAGUUGAGGAAGGAGAUGUGUAUGCCAAGAUACCGAUUGUAGAGGAGUUUGCUGAUGUUUUUCCUGAGGAUGUACCGGGAUUGCCUCCGAAGAGGGAAGUAGAGUUUUCUAUUGAUUUGGUGCUUGGAGCAUGA
Vigna unguiculata (cowpea) is the source of this 471-nucleotide messenger RNA. RefSeq lists its product as uncharacterized. Lineage: Eukaryota; Viridiplantae; Streptophyta; Magnoliopsida; Fabales; Fabaceae. The record is from RefSeq and is a predicted model, not a curated record.